AUGAAGUUCAUUCUCCUCCUCGCUUCCGCCGGAGCCGCCAUGGCUUUUGUCGAGUGCCGUACACCUUCAAAUGCUGAGCUUUUCAAAAACUGCAAGACUCAAGAACAGCGGGAUGGCUGCAAGGGCCAGUGCAUUAAGCAUUGCUCGGACACAACCGCAAACUUGGCUGUCUGCAUUGACAAGGCGAACAACGACUUUGACUGCGUCUGCGGAACCCAGGCUGGCAGAGGUCCUGGAUUCAACUGA
Colletotrichum abscissum is the source of this 246-nucleotide messenger RNA. RefSeq lists its product as uncharacterized. Lineage: Eukaryota; Fungi; Ascomycota; Sordariomycetes; Glomerellales; Glomerellaceae. The transcript is spliced from 4 exons. The record is from RefSeq and is a predicted model, not a curated record. The coding region runs from base 1 to 246 and encodes 81 amino acids.